This is a messenger RNA of Neurospora tetraspora, 2312 nucleotides long. RefSeq names its product Phosphotyrosyl phosphate activator protein-domain-containing protein. Gene Ontology annotation, cellular component: protein phosphatase type 2A complex; cytoplasm; nucleus. Gene Ontology annotation, biological process: mitotic spindle organization. Gene Ontology annotation, molecular function: peptidyl-prolyl cis-trans isomerase activity; protein tyrosine phosphatase activator activity. The record is from RefSeq and is a predicted model, not a curated record. Lineage: Eukaryota; Fungi; Ascomycota; Sordariomycetes; Sordariales; Sordariaceae. Bases 258 to 2048 code for a protein of 596 amino acids. The transcript has 2 exons.
GUGACCCUCGCCCGAACCUCGGGGCUCUGUUUACGCCAACAUGGAGUGUCCCCGGCUGCCCCUUUCCCACCAAUCUGCUCCCCGCAAACCCCUAUGACGACAGUGGGGUCCAGCGCUUAUCGGAGCCCAACUCAUAAGAUACGCGUACACCUCGGAUAGCUCUUCCCCCACUUGACAACUUCCCUUUGAACAAACAACAACAUAAAUCACAACAAGUCAGAUCGCGUGUCUAUUCCAGAAGACGAAAUACGACCACCAUGGAUCCAACAUUCAAACCCCCGCCUCCCGUCGGCUCCUCUCCAACAACCUUCCCACCCCUCCCCAAGCUCGAAAUCCUGAACCCUUCCACCCUCCCCCCCCACCGCUUCCUCCGCCCAGCCAAGCGCAUCAACGAAGGCCCCGACGUCUCGCACUUCCUAACCUCCAAAGCCUACCGCGACAUUUGCGUUUGGAUCCUCCAGCUCAACCACGCUCUCGUUCCGCGAAUCAUCAAGAAGUCUACCGCAGCUCCUACGACAGCUCCCAAGCCCACAGACGAACAGAAGGCGGAAGCCAAUGAAGAACCACCCAAAGACGCCCUAGCGGCCAAACUCCAGUUACUACGCAAGAAGAGGGAUGAGCAGCUGCUGCCCAGGGAAGAGAUCAAGACGUUCCCUUUGCCUAGUUCUAGGGAAGGAGGGUUAGAUAACCAGGAACCCGAAUCGAUUCAGAAAUUACAGCGGUUGUUGAAGAAGGUGGAAGCCAUCAUUGACGAGGCGCCGCCUGAUCCUGGUCCGAGACGGUUUGGUAAUGUGAGCUUUAGGACGUGGUAUAAGUUGUUGGAGAGCAGGGCGGAUGGGUUGUUGAGGGAGUAUUUGCCGGGAGGGGUUUUAAGGUGGGAGGGCGCGGGUACCACCAAGGAGGAGAGACAGAAUAAAGAGGAGGAAGAGGGGACGGAAACGGAGACCGAGACCGAGACAGAGGGAGAAAGUGAUAAGAAGACAAAUGAGCAGAAGCCAGAGGUUGUGGGGCCUUUGGAAGAGCUCAAGGCGUAUUUUCUGGGUGGGUUUGGGAGUGCGCAACGGUUGGAUUACGGGACGGGACAUGAGUUGAGCUUUAUGAUGUUUCUCGGUGGGUUGUGGAAGCUGGGUGGGUUUGAGGGAGAGGAGAAUGAUGAGGAUGGGGAGGUUGAGAGGAGGAUCGUGUUGGGAGUUGUUGAACCCUACCUCCGCGUCAUCCGCCGUCUAAUCCUAACCUACACGCUCGAACCAGCCGGCUCCCACGGCGUCUGGGGUCUCGACGACCACUCCUUCAUCCCCUACAUCUUCGGCUCAGCGCAAUACACCCGCCCCAUCUCCUCGCCCAACGAACCCACACCCCUCGAGGGCUCCGUCCCUAACGCCCCCAAGCCCAGCGACAUCACCAAAGCCACUGCCGUCGAGCGCUACCGCACCGAAAACAUGUACUUCUCCGCCAUCGGCUUCAUCAACGACGUCAAGAAGGGUCCCUUUUGGGAACACAGCCCCAUCCUGUUUGACGUCUCCGGCAUCAAGGACGGCUGGGGCAAGAUCAACAAGGGCAUGAUCAAGAUGUUCAACGCCGAGGUGCUUAGCAAGUUCCCCGUUGUGCAGCAUUUCCCCUUUGGAAGUCUGUUCCAGUGGGAGAAGGAUCCGGAGGCGGGGGUCCCCGUCCAGAGCGUACACAUGCAGAAUCAGCCGGUUGCUUCGGCUGCUUCUGCUGCGGUCACUGGUGGUGUGGGUAUUCCUACGGAGAGACCGUCGGGGCCUGGGGGUGUGACAGGGACAGCGGCACCUUGGGCUCAGGCUCCUGCGCAGGCACCUGGAGCUGGGGCUGGCAUGCCUCCCCCGAUGACGGCCGCGCCGUGGGCAAGGUCAUCGGGAGCGGGAGUUGGACCAUCUACGGCGAACAGGUUCACGCCAUUCAAGCCUAGUGGAGGGCCGGGAGGAGCCCCGAAUACGGGACCUCCGCCGCCGGAGUCGUUCCCGAGCGGAACGCCGGGGACCGCGAGUAAUCAGUUUGCGGUGACGAAGGCGCCGUGGGCUAAGUAGUAGUGGUGUCUGAACGCAAGUGGCAUUAAUGAAAAGGUGAAAAUACGAGAGAUGUUAAUAGAUGAACGAUACCCAUCACUUUGUCAGCUCAAAAGAUCCAACAAUUUCAUACAGGUCGAAAUCUACGGCAGUUCGGCACCGUGUGGUUGCGAGGACGUAAGGUACAUCGGUUAGAACCAACAGUGGUUUUUUGUUUCAAACGAUCCCACCAAAGAUUGUUUUCGUGAAAUCUUGAAAUUUGAUUUCGAAAAUUAUUUUCAUUUC